Molecule: messenger RNA, 708 nt
Organism: Talaromyces stipitatus ATCC 10500
Lineage: Eukaryota; Fungi; Ascomycota; Eurotiomycetes; Eurotiales; Trichocomaceae
Exons: 2
Coding region: 128-577 (149 amino acids)
Source: RefSeq, a predicted model, not a curated record
CCCCGUUGGCAGUAUCUAUUCCGCCCUCAAUGUCUUCCCUUCUUUUACUCCUCAUCUUCACAUCAUCCUAAUCCUCCAUCAACAACCCUGUGAUUCUAUCUCUCCUGGAACUAACUCCUUGUCGACCAUGGCGAGUAUCAACAGCACCUUGACUCUGACGCGAUACAAAUCACCCCUCCCCCCAAACGUCAUAAUUUCCGGAUCAAAGCUUGGAUUUGCCAAACUCCAACACGCGAAUUUGGGCGCGCUCGUCGGCCCCGAAAACGGCGGAUACUAUCUCAAAUAUCCAGAGGGCAAGGUCGUAGCCGUCGCUAAUGACCAGCUAUGCUCUAUUAUCGACAAAAAGUUUCUAUCGCUAAUUUUCCAUCUUGAGAGAGAAGGUCUGCAUGAAGAGGCUAACGAAACUAUGGAGGAUUUACGAAAAGCUGGGAUUGACGCCGAUAGGCUUAAGGCAGAAGCGAGCGAUGAGAUCAAGAGCGGUACCUGUGGUCGGGAUGGUGAUUCUGAUGAGGACGCCUGUGAUGAUUUCGAUGGGGAUGCCUGUGAUGAUGGUCAACAGCCAAAAGCUGAGUCUUAACAGAUUUCCGCUGCUUUACCAGAGCAUCAGUAUCCAUUACUUUUCUGAGCCAUGGCAAUACAGGAUGCAUAUCCCUGAAUCCAAGCGUGUGAAUGGACAAUUAUCAAGUAUUCUGACCAGAAACGAAUCCA